AUGAUGGCUGCGGAUGCUGCGGAUGCUCUCUGCUGCAUCCUGCAUCCGCGCCGGCUCUCCUUCCUGCUCCUCACCGUCACCCUCUCCUCUCUGCCGGCCCCGACAGCAGCGCUGCUCGGCGUCCGGCCCGAAGACACGCAGAGCGGAGAGCUGUCCGUGCAGGGUGGGAUACUGAGAGCCACCGAGGGGACCCGCUUCCUGCUGAGGGUUUACUACUCCGCAUCCCCAGCUACCGAGCAUCCCAACAGCCAGAACGGCAGCGGCAGACCGGACGCGGCACCUGCCGCUCCGUGGAUCGCGUUCAUCGAGGAGCCAGGUGAGGACAGCGGGGAUGCCGAGAGGCGGCAGCGCUCCAGAGGGAACCCGUGUGAGGAGGAGAAUGCCCGGAGCUCUGACAUCGAGCUGCUGGGCUCUUUCAGGUCCACCUCAAGUCACAACUCAGUUUUGGUGGAGCUGCUCGCCAAAGACCUGCGCAGAGACGAGGUGAUCAAAUACUACUCCAUGUGCGCGUUUGAUGGAGUAAAAUGGGAGCAUUUCAGCACCAAAGACUUCUGGCUGGCGGUGGUGGAGAGACCCCCGGAGGCAGAUGUUUGGCUCCAGGCAGGGGUCUCGGUGCUGCUGCUGGGGCUGUCUGCACUCUGCAGCGGGCUGAACAUCAGCAUGCUGGCUCUGGACCCCGUGGAGCUGCGGGUCCUACAGAACAGUGGAACGGAGAAGGAACAGAAAUACGCACGGAAAAUAGAGUCUGUGCGUAAACACGGAAAUUACAUCCUUUGCACCGUGGUGCUGGGCAACGUGCUUACAAACACUUGCUUCGUGGUGUGGAUGUGCCAGAUUUUAGGAAUGACUGCUCUCUCAACUGCCUCAUGCACUUUGGGGAUAUUCUUUAUUGGCGAGAUUUUACCUCACUCCGUGGCAUCCAGGCACAGCCUCGCCAUCGCCUCCAAGACCCUGUGCGCGACCCGCCUGCUCAUGUUGAUAUUUUUCCCCAUCGCAUACCCAGUCUCCAAGAUCCUGGACAUCAUGCUGCACCAGGAGAUCAGCAGCUUUUACACCAGGGAGAAGCUGGUGGCCAUGCUGCGCGUCACAGACCCCUACCACGACUUGGUCAAAGAGGAGCUCAACAUUAUCCAGGGAGCGCUGGAGCUGAGGACCAAGACCGUAGAGGACGUGCUGACCCCGCUGUCAGACUGCUACAUGCUGUCAUCGGAUGCCGUGCUGGACUUCUGCACCAUGUCAGACGUGAUGCAGAGCGGUUUCACCCGCAUCCCGGUCUACGAGAACGACAGGUCCAACAUCGUAGACAUCCUGUUCGUCAAAGACUUGGCCUUCGUUGAUCCCGACGAUUGCACUCCUCUGAAAACAAUCACUCAGUUUUACAAGCAUCCCAUGCACUGCGUCUUCAGUGACACCAAGCUGGAUGUGAUGCUGGAGGAAUUCAAGAGAGGUAAGUCCCACCUGGCCGUGGUGCAGAGGGUGAACAGCGAAGGCGAAGGAGACCCCUUCUACGAAGUGAUGGGCAUCGUCACCCUGGAGGACGUCAUAGAGGAGAUCAUCAAGUCUGAGAUCGUGGAUGAGACAGACCUGUACACCGAUAACCGGAACAAAAGGCGAGUGUCCAACCAUGAACGGAAACAGCAGGACUUCUCUAUCUUCAAAUUGGCAGAAAAUGAGCUGAAGGUGAAGAUCUCGCCCCAGCUGCUGCUGGCGACGCAUCGCUUCUUGGCAACAGAGGUGGAGCCUUUUAGGCCGUGUCACCUGUCAGAAAAGAUUCUGCUGCGUCUCAUCAAACAUCCCAGCGUCGUGCAGGAACUCAAGUUCAACCCCAAGAACAAACACGCUCCUCAACACUACCUCUUCCAGAGAAACAAGCCUGUUGACUACUUCAUCCUGAUCCUGCAGGGACGGGUGGAGGUAGAGAUAGGAAAGGAGGCCCUUCGGUUCGAAAACGGAGCGUUUUCCUAUUACGGCAUGCCAGCGCUCAUUCCACCCCUGCCUAUUGGUCAGAGGUACAGCUCCCGGGGCAGCGGUCUGAACCAGUCAGACUCAUUACUGAGCGGAGGCAGCGUGGGGCAGCUCACUGCUGGAGGAGGCGUCUAUUUACCAGACUACUCAGUCCGGCAGCUCACAGACCUGCAGAUCAUCAAGAUCACCAGGAACCACUACCAGAACGCCCUGACGGCCACCAGGAUGGACAGCUCCCCUCAGACGCCGGACCCGGUGGAUCCCGACGCCAAAGGGAGGCCUCCGGUCCCAGAGGCUCGCUCGCACAGCAUCGCCCUCCCCCUCACCCACACUCACACCCGUCUGGGGCUGGCACGCCUUGCACACCUCCAUCCCCACGGUGGCCUUCGCAACACCUCCCAGCUCAACGAGAGAAACCGCAUCGUCCGCAGUAAAUCCGACGGGCAGAGGAGUCCAAACGAUACGGUGUUCCUUCGCAUGGAUGAGAUUCCCUACAUCCACGAGGACCGACCAGAAAGCUAUGGAGAGAAUGAUGUGCCUACAGUCUCCCAGCCGUCCACCUCUCCCUUCAUCAGCUCUUUGUCUCUGUCCAGCUCCGAGGAGAACAUCGGGAAGAAGCUGUUGCGUAAAUUAAGUAACAAGAGGAGAAAAAAGUCUCGGGAUGGAGACAAGAGUUUGGAGGAAGGUUCAGAGCAACCGCCGGUGACGAGCUAG
This is a messenger RNA of Stegastes partitus (bicolor damselfish), 2679 nucleotides long. RefSeq names its product cyclin and CBS domain divalent metal cation transport mediator 1 (gene cnnm1). Gene Ontology annotation, cellular component: plasma membrane. The record is from RefSeq and is a predicted model, not a curated record. Bases 1 to 2679 code for a protein of 892 amino acids. Gene Ontology annotation, molecular function: transmembrane transporter activity. NCBI's taxonomy places the organism in Eukaryota, Metazoa, Chordata, Actinopteri, Pomacentridae. Gene Ontology annotation, biological process: transport; magnesium ion homeostasis. The transcript is spliced from 10 exons.